This is a messenger RNA of Oryzias latipes (Japanese medaka), 5339 nucleotides long. Its product is annotated as genetic suppressor element 1. NCBI's taxonomy places the organism in Eukaryota, Metazoa, Chordata, Actinopteri, Beloniformes, Adrianichthyidae. The record is from RefSeq and is a predicted model, not a curated record.
UCAGUGGUGGGACUGAGGCAGAGGAGGGUGGAUAGAGCAGCAAUAGAGACAAAAACAGAUCAUUAUACAGCAAAUGAGCAAAGGCCACUGAAUGAAUAGCAAGGAAGGGAUUACAAAGCACAGGACUAAAAGAGGAGAGGACACCAACUGAUGAGUCUUUCUCUCUCUCUCCCUCCCUCCACACUCUCUACCCUUCCUGUCACCCUCCCAGCUCUCUCUGAGGCUCCCAGACGAUCUCUGUGAAAGAUGGCAUGAGCACGCUGUCACCCAUCCUCCUCGAAUGGAUUUUUUUCUCCCUUUUCUCUGCUCCUCUUUUUGUCUCUCUGUUCAUUUUUCCUUUCUCUGCUAGUCUUUGCUCUCCACACGACACAAGAGCUGAAAAGGAGACUGACCCUUCUUGCACUGAAGCAGGACCCGGAGACCCGGUAGGAGAGUGGGAGGCAGUCUGAUGACUUACACCUACUCUUUGACCCAGCCAAGCAAAGCCUGACUCUCCCCUGGCGGCCCCCUCCCUGCAGCCCAACUGCUCAGUUUAGUGGAAAAGUGACUCGAAAGCAUGUUUGGAUUAAAGACUCCACACUUCUACAUCCCAGGUAUGAACCAUGAAUCCAACAAAUCGGCAUCAUUAGGAAUGAUCUCCACAGCGACUCGAACCACGGCUACAGUCAGUCCCCUCAGCCCACUAACCAAUGGGAGCGCAGUUGCCCAGUCUGCAAACUCAGGAUUUGCCGCAGCCCUUCGUAAACUUGCCAAGCAGGCAGAAGAUCCAAGAGGUUCUGCUGUCAGCGGUGAAUCCUCUCCAGUGUCUUCCCCGGCCACCAGCCACAGCUCCCCAGCAACCACGCCCAAGCGGGCUUCAUUAGGGCCCUUCUUGGGGCAGAAUAGGGGCCGCGGUGUCCCCAGCACCCCUCCUGUUGUCACCAUUGCCCCCACCAAAACCAGCAACGGCCUGUGGAGGACAGAAGGACGACAGGCGGAGUUGAGCAUUCAGGGGCUCAGCAGGGAGCGAGUAGCAGCUGAGAGCAGUCAGCCACAGCAGGAUAAGAGGACACCGCCCAUCAUCUCACCUCACCCACUGGCCUUUGGUCACACUCCCAGUAACAUCAUGCAGGACCCCAGAAUUCAAAGCAUAAGUUUACCUGGGCAGAUGCACUCUAUGGUUCCUUCGGGUGCCAUUCCUGAGGAAUACCUGAGGGCUCUCCGGCCCUUCGCCAAUUCAGAAGACCUCCGCCUGACUUCUCUGUCCCUGAGCCUCGACCCUGCUGUCGCUGCCCACGCUGCCAGCGCUGCUGCCUACUACCAUCCGGCCUACCUGCACCACCCACUGUCCUUACCAAGGAUGGAUGAGUCCCUGUGUCUUUCUGCGCUGCGCUCGCAGUUCUACUCUGUGCCUGCAGGGGGCGCCUUCCCUCCUCUUCACCCCUCUGCCCUGCACUUGCACCUGCCUGGAGGACGCUACACCAGAGAAUUAAAUCACACAGCUUUGUCUGAGAGGCUACAGAUGGAGAAUGAGCUCCGCCAGCGUGAGAGAGAGCAGGAGCGUGAACGAGAAAAAGAAAGGGAGCGCGAGGCCGGGCUGGAGCGAGAGCGAGAGGAGGAACUUGAGAGGGAACGUGAGAGGGAGGUGGACAGACAGAAGGAGAGACAGAGGGACAGACACCAGCAGAUGGUCAGAGCCGCAGAGAGCCACUACCUGGCUGAGCUGCAGGCUCGGAGGCCACCGCCAGAGGACAGGUCCAGGCCUUCAGAGAGGCUGACCCCGAACAGACUGGAUAAAACGAGGGACUCGGAUCAUCAGAGUUUUCCAGGGCAAAAGCCACUGGUUCUGCAGCCUGGCCUUCACUCCUCCAGGGCCUCUGCCCCUCACCCAAUACCCAACCUGUUGCCCUCUCACUUGGGGAAGCAUCGAACUGCAGCCCCUGGGGGGAUUCCUGCAGCUUUGGUAUCCACAACAAUGAAUCAGAGGACCAGUGAUGAGGCGUGGUUAACACAGCAGCAGCAGAGAGAGGCUGCUCUGGAAGUUAGUCUUCGAUCUCCUGGUAAAGGGGUGGAGCCAAGAAGAGACAGAACCCAUUCGCUCUAUCAUAACACGAGCAACAAAGAUGUGCCCGCCUGCCUCGGUGCCCCGCCUCCUCUGAUCUCCCCUAAAGGUCCUUAUCACCCUCACGUCCCUCCUACCACCCUGUGGAAUCCAGCUUCUCUUGUUGACACACCGACAGACUCUCGCAGAAAACUCAACCCCUCCACACCCCCCAUUCGACCUCCCCCGGGACUAACCAGAGCUGACAGACCCUUAAUGAGCUGGGGGGAGAGAAUGGAGGAUGCAGGCAGGAGGACUGCAAACAGCCCAGAGAGGUACCCUUCGCUAAGAGGAGGGAACCUCCAGGAUCGUUGGAACAAGGCUGAGGAAGCUUGUGUGGGUCAGAACCUGUAUUCCCGACAUCACAUCAAGACCCUCCACCCCAGGCUUCGUGUGCCUCCGAGUGACCUGGGGGGUCGCAGCCAGGCAGCUUCUCCGCCACUGCAGAGGGAACGCCAGCGGCAGGCUCCAGACAGCGUUUUGGUUUACGACGAGGUUCUGCAGCAGCACCGCCGACUGCUCAGUAAACUUGACCUGGAGGAGAAGAGGAGGAAAGAGGCCAGGGAGGGAGGUUUUUAUUAUGACCUUGAUGACUCAUAUGAUGAGAGUGACGAAGAGGAAGUGAAGGCCCAUCUGAGGAGAGUGACAGAGCAGCCCCCUCUCAAACUGGACACAUCCUCUGAGAAAGUAGAUUUUCUCCAUUCGUGCGGUCUCACCACUCUGGCUCAUCGAGAUGAGCUUCUAUCUCAGAAGAGGAGGAAGAGGAGGAGGAGGAUGAGAGAGCGCAGUGUUUCUCCGCCCGCAGUGCAGGGCAAAAGGACGAUUUCCUCACUUUCAACACCUUCAACCCCUCUUUCCACCUCAUAUUCUGCUGAACAGAUGGAUAAAACCCCUGAGCUGAAGGAGAAAAAAGACUUUCUCCAUAUGUUGAACCUCACCCAUGUUAACCCACAGCAGAGGAGAGAAAAGGAAAGGACAGAGGAACUGCUGAUGGCUAUUCAGAGGAAGACUGUGACUUUAGACACCCUCAGAUAUAACCCUUCUCCACUGUGUAGAAGCCCCAGUCUUCGCUCAGCUGGGGAUUCCUCCACGGCAGCUGUUCCAUCUCCGUCAAAUGGACACCUGUACCCCGACUCUCCGAGCCCUUCACCUCCCUAUUUACACAAACCUAUGCACCUCCAUAAUAACACACUAAAACCAUCCAAGGAUUCCCAGCUGGCCUGCAAUUCUCCUCCCGUAGCUCCCUAUCAGGAAAAGCCAGAAUCUAUGGAGAGUUCAAGAAAACUCCAAACUCAUCAGAACGGUGUUUCAGGUCCUCUUUCCAAAGCAGAGUCCGAUUCCUUACAGAACGGACGGAAUCGACCGUGGGAGAGGUUCACACCUGAGUCUUUUGCUCAGCGCUUCCAUCAGACUGUGCUGCACUCCUCACACAACACCCUGAAGAGCAAAGGAGGACCAAAUAGUUUCCUAGAGGCUGGUGGGAGAUCCGAUCGUUGUUUUCCUCAAAACAUCUCUCAGAAAAAAGCUGCAAACCUAAUUGCUGAGCAUACACCUAUCAACGGCCAUCAUUCCCCCGCAGCUUCUCAGGAUCCUCCAGCUCCACUAGACCAUGUGUCUGAGGGGGAGGAGGAGGACUCAGAUCAGGAGGAUGACGAAGCAGAAGAAAUUCCAAGAAAGUGGCAGGGCAUUGAAGCUAUUUUUGAAGCCUACAAGGAAUACAUGGAAGAUGCAAGCAUAGAGCGUCAGAUUCUGUACAGUCAGUGUAAAAAACUUGAAGCUCAGAACUGCAACCUGACCAGAACUGCGGAGCAGCUCUCUGUGACGAUGGGGGAGCUGGUGACUCAAAGGCAGAAAGUGAGGGAGGAGAGAGACAGACUGCAGGCCCAGCUCGAGCACUUCAGGAGGUGUUUAACACUACCCAACAUUCACUGGGGCAGAGGCCAAGUCAACGUUCACCUGUCAAGGUGACCAUUGACCCAAACUCCAAGAGUUAGGCCUCUGACAGCAAAAGAACAGUAGUGAGAACACUUGAAGCACUUGGGGGGCAGGCAUCUUCGUAGUACCUUUCUGAAGAGCCAUUUAUUUCCCCUGAUUGUUCCCAAGUACAGUUUAUUACAUUUUCUGCCAUGUUAGUCGCUUCGAUGUGUGGCAGAUUAUGAUAGCUCUCUGUCAGUUACAAACCCUGCCUUAGUUGACUUUAAGGACUGUCCACCAUUUAACUCAUAAUAAACCAGAGGAUCUGUUCAGUCCACACCACUGAGCUCCAUCUCUGAGCACACAUCUUCAGCCUCCCAUCACAGCAUCAGAGUCCUUCUGUGCAGCGAGGCUUCAGUGAAGAAAUCAAAGCACACCUCAGGCCUUAAAACGAGACGGGAAGCACUUGAAAUAUUAUUAUAGGAAAUACUUGACAGUCCUGCUUAUGCUUUUGUUUUUACUACGUUCUGCAUUGGCCAGAACAUUGUGCGCUCAUGAAGGAACUUCAGAGAAUACGAAGCACCUGAACGUAUUUAUUGUCCAACUGCUUUGUUCAGGCUUUGAGUUUUCGUUAGUAUUGUCACUUGUGAUAGAUGAAGAGUUUUGUGAUAGAUGAAGGUUAAUUGCUUUAACCUUUUCUUGUGGGAAGCCAUAUGCUUUGUUGGAGAAUUGCUGCUGGUCAGGAUAAAUAUGUCUAGGAAAACAAGAACGGUGGUUUUAUUUAGAAAAAUUACAACAGCAAAACGCUUGGAAAAUAAUGGACGACGGAAGAUUCCAAACAUCCAUGGUGACUAAUUUGAAUGAUUACUCCAAAGCCUUUUUUUUUCUUUUUUAAUUAUCAUGAAACAGGUUUCUGAACCCUGUUUUGUAGAUCCACACUCAUAUCUGAAGUGCUUUUAGGGUUUUGAUGUUUGAAAAAUAAAACUAUUACAAAGGAAGUGACAUCAUUUUCCUACUGUUUAUUUUAAGCAGUUUUUUUCACUGUGGAUGACAACCAAAUUGAUGUGUUUUUCUAAACAUAUUUUAUGUUUAAUGCAGAUACAUUAUUGUCACAAACAUUGUUUUUUCCUAUCUAACUUUUUGAAGCACAAGCUACCACUGCAGUUUCCCCUGAUCUCCUGGCCGUCCUGCUCAAUCCCCUUUUCAAACUUAUGUGAACUCUUGAAUAUUUGCUUAAUUGGUUGAUAUGUAAUGUAUUAUUUGGGCUGUAUAAUUGCAAUGAAUUAUUUAUUAACAUAUUGCUGUACAUUCCAAUGAAAAUUUACAUUAAAAUAUUUGCAACAUG